Messenger RNA from Rhizophagus irregularis DAOM 181602=DAOM 197198, 1301 nucleotides. The record is from RefSeq and is a predicted model, not a curated record. Lineage: Eukaryota; Fungi; Glomeromycota; Glomeromycetes; Glomerales; Glomeraceae.
AAAAAUAGUUUAAAACUAUAAAGUUGUAUAUACUAGUGAAACUUUAUAAAAUAAACUUUGUAAACUUGAAAAUGCGAAAAAGCCGUCUUUCGUUAACUAGACCAUUCUCUUUGCGAGAAGGUACAAAAUUUUCUGGACGUAAUAUUCUUCCAAGGCAUAAGAAGUUAAGUUCGUUACUUACUAGUGUAGAUAAUAAUGAAGGUAAUGAAAUGGAAUUACAAGAUGAAAUGAACGAUAACGUCGAUAAUAGUGAAGAAAAUGAAGAAAAUGUCAAUAACUACGAUGAAGAAACUGAUUAUAACUCUCACGACGGAAAUGAAGAAGAAAAUAACUAUGAAGAAGAAACUGAUUAUAACCAUCAUGACGGAAAUAAAGAAGAAAAUGAUGAUAACUACAGAGAAGAAACUGAUUAUAACUACCAUGAAGAAAGUAACUACAGUGAAGAAAAUGUUUAUUAUGAUGAUAGUAGCAAUGUAGAAGACAAGGACGAACUGGAAGAUGAUUAUAAUAUGGAAGAGGAUAAUGUUAUUGAUGAAAGUGAUAAUCAUGAAGACACUAUAGUUGAUUCGUCAAUAGGUUGUAACCAUAUGUUGAAUAUAGAUGGAAGAUUUGCACCUUACUUUGAAAAUUCGACCUUUGCAUUAUUAUUUUGUUGGAUACAGAAACACAACAUAUCAACGCAUGCAUAUAACGACUUGGUAGAAGUACUACACCAUCAAAAUUUUAAAGUUAAAGAUGUUGUAAAAAUACAACGUAUUUAUACUUAUAACGAAUUACAAAAUAAUUUUCACUCUAAUUCUCGAUCAAUUACGAAGGAAUCGCAAUUGUGGAUGGUAGAUCAAUAUUUAAAAGAAGGUAGUAUUAUUGCAAAUACUUAUGAGAUCAUUAGAAAAGUUAAUAUUAUGAUUAUUCGUGAAACAAAUACUACUGACGGAAUUUUUAUUAAAGAAAUUUUAUACAAAAGUAAUGGUUAUUGGAAAAUGCGAAAUGUGACGCUAGAUUACAAGCAUCCAGGCGAAUAUUUUAUUCUAAGUUUACCACCACUACAAUAUAGGAAUCUACGAGUUUUGAAGAUAUUUAUUGAUAUUUACUAUGAUGACUUCAGUACCUAUCGAAAUGUUUACCAUUCCUUAGGCGGAGUUUAUGUUCAAUUGGGAAAUAUGCCAUUCGAUAUAAGAAAACUUGUUCGCAACCAUUUUGUCUUAGGUUUUAUUCCCUUCGGUGGUUGUUUUGAGGAUUUCAUUCGUCCUUUCAUUAAAGAUAUGAAGAGGUUGGAAAAAGGAACAUUGAUGAACAUCUAA